Messenger RNA from Phyllotreta striolata, 1821 nucleotides. Lineage: Eukaryota; Metazoa; Arthropoda; Insecta; Coleoptera; Chrysomelidae. The record is from the annotation of a GenBank genome assembly.
CGGCGACUCUCGCACCACCUCGUGCAAGCGUCGAAGAAUCCGAUCGAUUCCAACGACAAAAAAACCCAAACAAACAGCCAAACCCGCAUCAAAAGCGCUACAACAAACCAGCGAUGAACGUCCCCUAAUACCAGCGACAGCCAGUUCGAUACAAACAAAACCCGAAGCGCGCCGCGGGAAAAUCGAUAACGCGACGACAGGCCAGCAUGAACGGCGUCCUGUCCCCCAGGCCCAAGAAGCGCAAGCAGCCCAAGGACGACAUGAAGGAGCAGAUCGUGGCCCAGGUGCACAAGUCGCCGCCGUCGAUCGGCGACGACGACCUGCACAAUUCCGAGUCGACGGAGUCGAACCGGACGUUCACCAGGUUCGAGGACCGCAACGAGAACGUGCAGACGCCCAGCCGGGAGAUCUCCGUCGACGGCGAGAGCCAGAUCAACUCCAAGAUCAUGUCGCUGAUCGAGACCGAGAUGCGGCGCGACAUCAACAGGCACUCGCACUUCACCGACUCCCGCCCGCAGAGUUUGAGCUUCUACGAGGACGAGAAGGUGCCCGAGGAGUUGUCAGGUAACCUGGAGCUGUUGAGCCCCGAGGAGCGGAAGCACUACAAGAAGCGCAAGGAGUACCAGCAGAUGGACACCGACGAGCUGAACGCCUACAACGCGAUGCAGUCGUCGCACGGCGCCCGCGACGCCGACGACAUCAUCGGCGCCGCGCUGAAGAAGUCCAAGUCGAAGAAGAAGCGCCACGGCGGCGGCGGCGGCGGCGGCGGCGGCGACGCCGAGCUCGGCAUGGGCGACAGCAGGGAGAUGAUGAUACCCAAGGAGAAGAAGAAGAGCAAAAAGAAGAGGCGGGACGUGUCGCCUGCCAAUUCCAGCAGCACCAAAAGGAAGCACAAGAAGCGCGAGGAGGAGUACGACUUGCGCAACGACAUCUCGGCGGCGUUGGAGGACCUGCAGGACGACGUGUUCGAGUCCAACGCGGACUUCGGGCCGAAGCCGGAGAAGGCGAAGAAGAGCCCGAGGAAGUCGGACAAGCUGUACGUGCAGCGGAAGAGCAAGUUCGAGGUGACGGGGCGGCCGAGCAACCCGGCGAUGCGGUCGUCGCAGUCCGAGAUCGAGGACGGCGCGUUCGGGAAGAGGUACACUGUGUACCCGUUGGAUAUUUCGCUGGUGUUCCAGAGGUGGUGGAUCAGAAUCUCGACGCUGUGCCACGGCCUGCUGGGCGGUUUGGCGCUCGGCCAUUGGCUGUAUUUGAUCUGCAAUUUUCACCAGCAGGACGCCAGUUUUUUGAUACAUUACGCUUACUAUAGUGAUAUCUACAUAGGGACCUUUUUCGCCCUUUGCGUCCUUUGCAUCGUAUCGAUUUUUGACAGGAUAGACACGGCUCAUUUAGAGAAGAACUUCUACGAGGAGAUUUUGUUCCAAAAGCGCAACUCGUUCGUGGCUUUUCUGUAUUUAUCGUGCUUGAUUAUCCACCUGACGACGUUUAUUUGGGACGAUCAGUUUUCGCGGCUGUCCUACCAGGAUUACAACAGCAAAAACAGCACGGCGCAUUCGGUGAUUCUGAGACGCGACAUAAACAUUUGGAAUCACUUGUCCCUUUGGAGGUCCCUGCUGGCGUUCACCGCUUGGAUAUUCAUCGGCUUGGGCCCCACGGAGGACUCCCUGUAUAAUCACCUGAAAUCUCUCGAGGCAUAUCUUCCGAACAACAAAUGAUUGUUGUUUGCUGCUUUGUAAAUGUUGUAUAAUUUGUGAUAUAAAAAAAUUUAAUAUGCUCUAAGACUGUUUUAAAAUUAUUCGAAAUAAAUAUUUAUGAGUUUUA